GUGCCAGAUUUGGGAAGACACACGCGGGAGGAAGUGACGCAGCCACUUCCUUCCCCACUCGGAACAUGUGAGGCAGGUGCCGGUAUAUAAAGAGCCUGCCUGGUCAACACUGACAGCAACUGCGAGUCGCGAGCUUCAAAGGCGUCAUACAACUUUUCGACGUGCCCGGUACGGAAUAAAGCAGGACGACCAGCAGCCGCUGUUUUGACGACAGUAAGUGCAAGCACAGAAAAGGAGCCAUGAAGUUCGCCGUCGCAUUCGUUGUCAUUGUUGCCGCUGCAGUCACUGCCAGGACCAGGAGCAAGCGGGAGGCCUACGACCUUCCGGACGGUGCCGAGCUCAUUGUAGGCAGCAUCAAGACGACCUUCGAGUGUCCGGCCAAAAACGGCUACUUCGCCGACGUGGACAACGAGUGCCUCAUCUUUCACGUCUGUAACGUUGUCACGUACCCUGACGGGAAAACAGAAGUCCAGCAGUUCAGCUUCUUCUGCGGAAACCAGACUAUGUUCAACCAGCUGAGCCUGACGUGCGCAUUCCCGGAGGACGCUGUGCCAUGCCAGAACGCACCCGACUUCUUCUAUGUGAACGAUAACAUCGGCAUUCCGGACGCUCCAUUCCUGACGGAUGCGGACGUCGAGAAGGCAUCCGCGCUCAUCGCUGGCGCCAGGAAGAGCAAGGCCUAAGCACAUCCAAAACAUUCAGCUGACGACAAGACUGGACGCCGCACAUUUACCCUCGGUGCCGCUUUAUCACCGCCACUGAACGUUUAGAACGAACUGGCCAAUAUGAUAUGGUGGCGUCUGCUGGGCCCAGUUGUGCGACACCCUAUCCGGAACUGUGGCUUUACGCGGGGUGAUAAUUAGUCCGCCAUCACAACCUUCACGUGAUGCAGCAGUUAAGAGACGGCGUAAUUGUUUGUAUAGACACGGACUGCCGUUACUCGGCCGUCCAGAUUAAGCCAAGGGCAUUUCAGCCGUUAUACAGUCAGUAGCGCAGAAAGAAAAGACAUAGCAAAUUAAACGUUCUCAAGCUAUACGCGCAAGCAUUGUGUGACGCAUCAGGCGUAGUUAGUUAACUGCAAAAGAAGCCACAAAACGUCGAAAACGGAAAACGCAGAGCGGCAGAAAACAGACAGAGCGCAGAGACGUGGCGUAGUGUUUAUGCGAAAGGCGUUGCGCUUAACUCACUCCUGAAUUGUGUCAAGCAGUGCCAACGACAUCUUUCCGCCUGCUGACGUUACGAGUGGACCUACUGUUUUUAUUCCGGUAGAUGUGUUGGUGUUUCGGGGGCAUCUGUUAACACCGCGAACAUAUUCAGAUAAAUGUGGCCUGAAGCCCCCUUUGUCAGGACGUGUCACAAUGUUCUGCAGAAGGCCUGCACUCAAAGGCGUACUUGUGACGAGCUGGAACUAGGAAAAAAAGAAACGUAAUAUAUUCAGACACAUCUGAAUUAAGUGCAUUACAAGUCGUUUUCGCAAGCGAUCACGGAAGGUUUAUGUGUAUAUCAGCAUGAACACAAGAGACGUGACCCGCCUUCAUGCAGGCUGUAGAGUUGAUCGUGGCAAGGGGCCGAUAAGCCAACAACGAACCAAUUGAAGGAAGUGGACCAAGCAGCAGAUCUUUCGAAACGGGACCUUUGUGAAUGUCGCCGUUGUCUCCUUUUGUCUUUAUUGCCAUUCCGUAGUUGUCUGUUGGUGCUAUUGUUUGCUUUAUUAUUAGUGAAAAGUGUUCAAUAACAAUAGCAAAGAAACGUUUGCUAACUAAAGCUGCCAAACGCUUGUGACUUAUAUUACUACUAUCAUUUUUCGCACAUCAUUGUGAGAUGUUCUACGCAUAAGCACAAUUUUCCCAUUGUCAGACGUCGCGGUCAUGAAUGAAAGUUGAAACGCUGCCAUUUUGUUUGUUUGCUUGUUACCGGCAUCAGAGGGAAUGCGCAUAUCGGAUCUCGUUGACUGCGCAAUAUAAAAGCGUACGUAGCUUGUUAAUCGUCAAUAAAGCAUGAUGAUGUAAAA
Molecule: messenger RNA, 2011 nt
Organism: Rhipicephalus sanguineus (brown dog tick)
Lineage: Eukaryota; Metazoa; Arthropoda; Arachnida; Ixodida; Ixodidae
Exons: 5
Coding region: 240-683 (147 amino acids)
Cellular component (GO): extracellular region
Molecular function (GO): chitin binding
Source: RefSeq, a predicted model, not a curated record